Molecule: messenger RNA, 1521 nt
Organism: Lolium rigidum
Lineage: Eukaryota; Viridiplantae; Streptophyta; Magnoliopsida; Poales; Poaceae
Exons: 8
Coding region: 357-1151 (264 amino acids)
Biological process (GO): protein ubiquitination
Cellular component (GO): membrane
Molecular function (GO): zinc ion binding; ubiquitin-protein transferase activity
Source: RefSeq, a predicted model, not a curated record
CUUCUCUGGAUGUUUGGGAUCUCCAAGUCCCGCCUUGCAAGCGUCCUAAUCUUCUGUUGUUGCUUCUCUAAGACCCCUUCGGCUUGUUGCUGCUCUGUUGUUGGCCUGCCUCUCCUACUCGUAUCUUCUUUUCCUCCUGCUCCCCUUGGCCUGCAUAUCAUAUCAUCUCCUCCUUCGUUCGUGAAGAAAGCAGAGAUCCUUAGGGCGACCUGCGUGCGUGCUAUGUCUCGGCUCAUUCUCAUGGUGUAAAAAGCUCCUGCCUUUUCCUGCCCCGCACGGCCUUCGUCUCUUUUGCCUCCAGGGCUUUGUUUUGAUCCAAUCUUCGCCGUCUUCAUCUGCAGACGAUCGACUCAAGGAUGGCGGACCACUUUGCCCUGAUGACGGGGCGGAUGAUCACGGAGGCGACGCUUCAGUCAGCCAUUCAUCAGGCCUUCGACGUUCCUUCCGGGAAGGCUGAUUGUGAUCAUCAUGAUCAUUCUGUUUUUGAGGACGGGAGGAUCAAGAGUGGCGUCGUGGUGGAAUGCAGAAUCUGCCAAGAAGAAGGUGAUGAAGCUUACAUGGAGACCCCUUGCUCCUGCAAGGGUAGCCUCAAGUACGCUCACCACAUAUGCAUCCAGAGGUGGUGUAACGAGAAGGGAGACACCAUAUGUGAGAUAUGCUUACAGCAAUUUACACCAAACUACAGUGCUCCUUUGAAGUUGUUUCGGAUCGGAAGAAACCAAAUUAUCUUCAGGAGAACUGGAGAAACACUAGAGAACCUCAAUGCUGAAGAAAACAUUUCGCAAACGGCUGGUCAUGCUGUUGGCACAUCAAGCUUUGACUCUCAAGGUUCCAAUCCGAAAGGUGUCACCUACUGCCGUGUAAUUGCCAUAGCUUUGAUGGCUCUGCUAGUGCUCCGUGACGCGAUCUCGCUUCUCCUCGGCGGCCCUGAGGUGUACUCGAUAGCACUGAUCACGCUGCUGAUGUUGAGAACAGCCGGAAUUGUCAUACCAAUCUACAUCAUCUUGAUAUCAGUUGUCACAUUGCUCCAUCGGUACAAUCAACACCAGGGUGUUCAUGACGUAACGCCAGUUUCAGAGCCAGGGAGAGCAGAGGGCUUACAGAGCCAGCAGUCGAUGCCAACACAACAACAUGUUAUCAGCAUCCAGUAGCAAGCUGCGGAAGGAAAACUGUGGUUAGGUUCUGUAAAUAUCUGUCUCAUUGGAUGAAGUUGGCGAGAUCUAUGCUGGCUUUUAUAGGAUACAGAGGAUGCAAAAUCAUUGCAAGUGUAGAGUUGCUUCGUAGAAUCUUUGUACACAAGGCAUACUAAAACAGAUCCACCUAACUUUACAAGUCAUGAAGAUGAAGUGGGUAUGUGUAUAUAAAAUUUAGGAGUGCCCUCCCACAUUCCUGGGAAAGAGAAAAUUGUCCCCAGCUACAGAAGAUAACAAUCACUAAAACGUCUGUAUUUUCUUUGAAAAGAGUAGGGAACUGAAACUGCAGCUCUGUAAAAAAACGUGCAAUCCUUCACGCUUACAUCAA